Molecule: messenger RNA, 3696 nt
Organism: Nerophis lumbriciformis (worm pipefish)
Lineage: Eukaryota; Metazoa; Chordata; Actinopteri; Syngnathiformes; Syngnathidae
Source: RefSeq, a predicted model, not a curated record
AUGGGUUACUUAAAGCUCAUUGAAAUCGAAAACUUCAAGUCGUACAAAGGACGGCAGAUUAUUGGACCCUUUCAUAAAUUCACGGCGAUCAUCGGUCCUAAUGGAUCUGGAAAGUCGAAUCUUAUGGAUGCCAUCAGCUUUGUGUUGGCAGAGAAGACCAGCAAUUUGCGUGUGAAAACCUUGAAGGAUCUCAUCCAUGGUGCGCCCGUUGGAAAGCCGGCUGCCAACAGAGCCUUUGUCAGUAUGGUCUACCAAGAGGAUGAUGGGGAGGAACGCUCUUUCACUAGGAUGAUCAUUGGUUCCUCUUCGGAAUACCGCAUCAACAACAAAGUUGUAGGACUGCCGGAUUACAGCGAGCAGCUGGAAAAACUUGGCAUUCUGAUCAAGGCUCGGAACUUCUUAGUUUUCCAGGGUGCCGUGGAGUCCAUUGCAAUGAAGAACCCCAAGGAGCGUACAGCUCUUUUUGAGGAGAUAUCACGCUCAGGAGAGCUGGCCCAGGAGUAUGACCGGAGAAAGAAGGAGAUGGUGAAGGCAGAGGAGGACACACAGUUCAACUACCACCGUAAGAAGAACAUUGCUGCUGAGCGCAAAGAAGCCAAACAGGAGAAAGAGGAGGCUGAGCGCUACCAGCGACUGAAGGAUGAAGUGGCGAGGGCCAGUGUCCAGUUGCAGCUCUUCAAGCUCUACCACAACGAGACGGAGAUUGAGAAGCUGAACAAAGAGCUGGGACAGCGCAACAAGGAGAUCGACAAGGACCGAAAGAGGAUGGACCACGUGGAGGAGGAGCUAAAAGACAAGAAGAAGGAGCUUGGGAGGCUGAUGAGGGAGCAACAGACAAUUGAGAAAGAGAUCAAAGAAAAGGACUCUGAGCUCAACCAGAAAAGGCCGCAGUAUAUUAAGGCUAAAGAGAACACCUCGCACAAGAUCAAGAAGCUUGAGGCGGCACGGAAAUCAUUGCAGAACGCCCAGAAGAUGUACAAGAAGCGGAAGGCGGACAUGGAUGAGCUCGACAAGGAGAUGAAAGCGGUGGAGCUUGCCAAGCAAGAUUUUGAGGAGCGCAUGGAAGAGGAAGCGCAAAGCCAAGGCCAGGACCUUACCCUGGAGGAGAACCAGGUCAAGCAGUACCAUCGUCUGAAGGAGGAGGCCAGUAAACGUGCUGCCACACUAGCUCAGGAGCUGGAGAAGUUCAACCGUGACCAGAAAGCUGACCAGGACCGCCUUGACCUGGAGGAGAGGAAGAAAGUGGAAACUGAGGCCAAAAUCAAACAGAAGAUUCGUGAGAUUGAGGAGAACCAGAAGCGCAUAGAGAAGUUGGAGGAUUACAUCACCACGAGCAGGCAGUCUCUAGAUGAGCAAAAACGUAUGGAGGAGGAACUGACUGAAGAGGUGGAAAUGGCCAAGAGGAGGAUUGAUGAGAUCAACAUGGAGUUGAACCAGGUCAUGGAGCAGCUCGGCGAUGCCAGGAUCGACCGACAGGAGAACAGUCGACAGCAACGUAAGGCUGAGAUCAUGGAGAGCAUCAAACGACUCUACCCAGGCUCUGUGUAUGGCCGUUUGAUUGACUUGUGCCAGCCCACGCAGAAGAAAUAUCAGAUAGCUGUGACCAAAGUCUUGGGAAAGAAUAUGGAUGCCAUCAUUGUUGAUUCUGAGAAGACAGGCAGAGAUUGCAUCCAGUACAUCAAGGAGCAGAGAGGAGAGCCUGAGACCUUUUUGCCUCUUGACUACCUGGAGGUGAAACCGACAGAUGAAAAACUUCGAGAGCUGCGAGGAGCCAAGCUGGUGAUUGACGUGAUCCGCUAUGAGCCACCUCACAUAAAAAAAGCUCUGCAGUACGCAUGCGGCAAUGCGUUGGUAUGCGAUAACGUGGAGGACGCCAGGAGGAUUGCUUUUGGAGGACCGUACAGGCACAAGACCGUCGCCCUGGAUGGAACCCUUUUCCAAAAAUCGGGAGUUAUUUCAGGAGGAGCCAGCGACCUGAAGGCCAAAGCCAGACGUUGGGACGAAAAAGCAGUGGACAAGCUCAAAGAGAAAAAAGAGAAACUUACUGACGAGCUCAAGGAGCAAAUGAAGGCCAAGAGGAAAGAAGCAGAGCUGCGUCAGGUCCAGUCGCAGGCGCACGGCCUUCAGAUGAGACUGAAGUAUUCCCAGAGUGACCUGGAGCAGACCAAAACCCGCCACCUCUCUCUCAACAUGCAGGAGAAGUCCAAGUUAGAGAGUGAGCUGGCAAACUUUGGUCCCCGCAUCAACGACAUCAAGAGGAUCAUACAGUCCCGCGAGCGGGAAAUUACUGACCUCAGGGACCGCAUGAAUCUGGUGGAGGAUGAGGUGUUUGUAGAGUUCUGUAAGGAGAUCGGAGUGAGGAACAUCCGAGAGUUUGAGGAGGAGAAGGUGAAGAGGCAGAAUGAGAUCGCCAAGAAGCGUCUUGAGUUUGAAACACAGAAGACCCGCCUGGGGAUCCAGGUGGACUAUGAGAAAAACCAGCUGAAGGAGGACCAGGAGAAGGUGAUGAUGUGGGAGCAGACCGUAAAAAAGGACGAGGCGGAAAUUGAACGACUUAAGAAGGAGGAACACAGACACAUGAAAAUCAUUGAUGAGACAAUGGCUCAACUGCAAGACCUGAAGAACCAACAUCUCACGAAGAAAUCUGAAGUCAACGAUAAGAACCACGAGAUGGAGGAGAUCCGCAAGAGGCUGGGCGGCGCCAACAAGGAGUUAACGCAGCUGCAGAAAGAAGUGACUGCCAUCGAGACCAAACUGGAACAGAAGCGCAGUGACCGUCACAACUUGCUGCAAGCCUGCAAAAUGCAGGACAUCAGAUUACCUCUUCGCUCGGGAACCAUGGACGAUAUCAGUCAGGGGGAGGGAAGUUCCCAGAAUGACGAGUCUAACAGCCAGAGAACGUCCAGUAGUGUUCUGGCUAAAGAGGCGCUCAUUGAAAUCGACUACAGCAACCUGUCUGAAGAUCUGAAGGAUGCUUUGUCAGAGGAAGAGAUCAAGGGUGAGACGAACACGCUACAGCAGCGUCUAAACGAGCAGCAAAGCAUCCUACAGAGGAUCAGCGCCCCCAAUAUGAAGGCCAUGGAGAAACUGGAGAGCGUCAGAGACAAGUUCCAAGAGACCAGUGACGAGUUCGAGGCUGCUCGCAAGCGGGCCAAAAAGGCCAAGCAGGCUUUUGAGCAGAUCAAGAAGGAACGCUUCGAUCGAUUCCAUACCUGCUUUGAAUCUGUGGCCACCAACAUUGACGAAAUCUACAAGGCCCUGUCGCGCAACAGCAGUGCACAGGCUUUCCUCGGUCCAGAAAAUCCAGAGGAACCGUACUUAGAUGGCAUUAAUUAUAACUGCGUUGCUCCCGGUAAGAGGUUCCGACCCAUGGACAACUUGUCUGGAGGAGAGAAAACUGUGGCUGCCUUGGCACUGCUCUUUGCCAUUCACAGCUAUAAGCCCGCACCCUUCUUUGUCCUCGACGAGAUUGACGCCGCGCUCGACAACACAAACAUCGGCAAGGUGGCGAAUUAUAUCAAAGACCAGUCGGUGGAGAACUUCCAAGCCAUCGUCAUCUCCCUGAAGGAGGAGUUUUACACCAAAGCGGACUCGCUUAUCGGGGUUUAUCCAGAGCAAGGAGACUGUGUGAUCAGCAAAGUGCUCACCUUUGAUCUCUCCCAGCAUCCUGACGCCAAUCCGAAUCCCAACGAGUAG